AUGGAUUCGUCUAAAGUGGAAGAGCAGCUCCAAUCAAGUUCUCAGUGUCCUCCAGACUCAAACUGGAAGCUUCUCGCUUGCACAACAUGGUCCCCAAACCCCACAACUAUCCACUCUCUGCCGAGCGAAAUCAUAGCAACCAUAUUUGAACACUGUCUUCCACCAUAUCCCAAGCCUCCACAGCUGAUUGGCCAGGACUCGCCCACUUACCUGCUCGGAAUCUGCCGCACUUGGCGCGACAUCGCGCUACACAGUCCCGAGCUCUGGCGAGCUGUUGACUGCUACAGUCGUCGGCACCUCGUUGUAGUCCUGGAAUGGCUACAGCGGUCCAAGAGCCGUUUGUUGUCACUGAGCAUAGUCUUUGAGCUAGGUGGGCUGGAUAAUGAACGUCUUUUGCAAGCUCUUGUCGCUCACCGCACUCGGUGGGAAUACGCUCAGUUUUGGACCUUCGAAGCCCAAUCCUCGCGAAUUAUUUGCGGCCCUGCGCCGCAUCUCAAAGAGCUAGCAAUCCGCCCAGUGGAUGAUUAUCCUCGAGCCUUCAAUCUUCCUCCUCUGGCGGUCGAUAUGACAAAUGGGGCCUUUCCACGUAUUGUGUCAUUGACACUCUUGGCCGCCAAAUUUACUCCCGGCCCCGCGAUUUCUUGGAGCCAUUUGCAAACACUCUCUUUGAUGCACACUUCCUUCGUCGAGUGCGCCAGUAACCAUAAAGCCAGCGCUGGCUUUAUGGUUACCUACCGGUUAACACAAGUUGGUCCUGGCGGACACCAACGAAAACGCUGUCAAUAUCAACGUUCCCAAGCUCGAGAGGCUUGUCCUCGAGACAUGCGAAGGAGCACACCCCGACGACUACCGGUGUCUCAGUGCACUUACGCUGCCGGCGCUCCGCCAACUCCAACUGACGGUCGAUUCCUCUGA
This is a messenger RNA of Mycena indigotica, 915 nucleotides long. RefSeq lists its product as uncharacterized. The record is from RefSeq and is a predicted model, not a curated record. Bases 1 to 915 code for a protein of 304 amino acids. The transcript is spliced from 2 exons. Lineage: Eukaryota; Fungi; Basidiomycota; Agaricomycetes; Agaricales; Mycenaceae.